AUAACAACUUGAUCAUGCCGGCGGAAUUAAUUACGUUCGGCGCACGCGAAACGCGAAUAAUAGCGUUAGACCAAACGCGGCGAGUCUUUUGACUUGUAGACGCGAGAGCUUGAUUUCAUCGUUUUAUCGAGUAUUGUCAUUCCGACGCUGUUUUGCAGAAAACUCAUUCCAAGCAACAUUUCGCGCUUGGAAUGGCGAGUAGCCCAGGCAAGACUUUCUUCUGUUAUUAAAUAGUUGACGAGUUGACAGUGCACACACAAGCCCAGCAAAAAGUUCCAACUGUCGUUCGCAAUUGAGUAAUCCAUUGACGCUAUUAAGCCAAUAAUAAUUCUUCAAUGCUAAUAGCUCGACAGCUUUCGGCUUCGCUGUUGAAUAAUGUGGUUCGUGCCCAUUAAAGUCUGUGAAUGGCGACAGUGUCAAUAUCGAUUUCUUCAUAUAUCUUAGCGCGGAUUAAUAAUUUGGAGAAACUGUUUCCACGUUGACACGCGCAAACUAUAACGGAACGAUGCUCGCGAGCCUCUUCAUCUGGACACUGUGCAGCGUCGUCGCCGUGCGUGCCGACAACUUCGAGGACGACCUGUAUUGGAGGAUCCAAAAUGGACAGGACGCCAACGAGAGGGAGAUACCAUAUGUGGUAUCUAUCCAGAGCGUGAAAAAGUCGGAGCACUUCUGCGGCGGCUCGAUCCUCUUGACGAAUUGGGUUCUCACCGCGGCGCACUGUGUCCUAAGGGACCGGGUCGAUGUGUACCCUCAUCAAAUUCAGGUGACCACCGGCAUCAUAAAUACCGCGCCGAGGAGUGUCCACCGAGUAUCGAGGAUACGCCAUCACGAGGAGUACGCGAGAAACGAUUCAGCCAUAAACGACAUCGCCCUUCUGAAGAUCACGCCGCCGUUCGUCUACAACGAGUUCGUCGCGCCCAUCAGGCUGCCCUAUCCUCACUUGUUCAUUCCCGCGGGUACGAGCGGCGUCGUGGCUGGCUGGGGCUCUACGUCGUACCCGAAGCUGAAUAUGCCGUCGCGGCUGCAGAAGCUCGACGUGACGAUCACCAGCGAGAACUUCUGCAAGGAGGCCUACAUGAUGCUGCUCCGGAACAUUUAUACCGUGCAUCUGUGCACCUUCGAGACUACCGACGUUUGGGCGGGCAGUUGUACGGGUGAUUCGGGCAGUCCAUUGACCGUCAACAAUGAUGUUCUCGUUGGAAUUGUCUCGUGGUCACGUAAAAAGGGCAGGUGCGGCAGUCAUCCGAACGUCUACACGAGAGUCUCCGAAUUCAUCGAUUGGAUCUUGGAAACUGUGUUCGAAUAAGAAGGAAAAUCGGCCAAUAAACGUCCUUAUCAGGAGCGUCAAUACACGAGUGAUCUAA
Messenger RNA from Phymastichus coffea, 1364 nucleotides. Its product is annotated as trypsin II-P29-like. Bases 506 to 1306 code for a protein of 266 amino acids. Gene Ontology annotation, biological process: proteolysis. NCBI's taxonomy places the organism in Eukaryota, Metazoa, Arthropoda, Insecta, Hymenoptera, Eulophidae. The transcript has 7 exons. Gene Ontology annotation, molecular function: serine-type endopeptidase activity. The record is from RefSeq and is a predicted model, not a curated record.